AUGAACAAGGACGUCAAAGCUUGGGCACGGUCGUGUCUGAGCUGCCAGCGCAACAAGGUGCAGCGUCACAACAAGUCCCCACCAGGCACUUUCCUCAGUCCCGACGCACGGUUCAGCCAUGUGCAUCUGGAUGUCUUAGGCCCCUUGCCUCUAUCCAAUGGUUUCACCUACUUCCUUACCUGUGUCGAUCGAUAUACUCGCUGGGCUGAAGCUAUUCCUUUGCCGAGUGUUCAGGCUGAAACCAUCGCGAAGGCCUUCGUCAGUCGUUGGGUCGCCAUGUUCGGUACCCCAUCCACGGUUACGACUGAUCGUGGUGCCCAGUUUGAGUCGGCACUCUUCCAAACGCUACUUAAUUUCCCUGGCUGCACAUGCAUUCGGACGACAGCCUACCAGCCCGCUGCUAACGGUAUGGUGGAACUUUUCCAUCGUCAGCUAAAGACCGCCCUGCGUGCAGUAGAAAACCCAGGAAACUGGUCGGACAACCUUCAUCUUGCACUCCUCGGCAUCCGCGCAGCUCUGAAGUCGGAUCUGGGCUGUAGCGCAGCUGAAUUGGUUUUCGGCACUACUCUCCAACUACCAGGCAAGAUGAUCACCCCAACCUCUCGUGGAGGCGACGAGACUCCUGACAAUCUUGUGCACCGUUUGCGGCAAUUAAUGCGCUCGCUUUUCCCCGGUUCCACCUCAAGCUCCAAUGAAUGA
Messenger RNA from Spirometra erinaceieuropaei, 699 nucleotides. The record is from the annotation of a GenBank genome assembly. Lineage: Eukaryota; Metazoa; Platyhelminthes; Cestoda; Diphyllobothriidea; Diphyllobothriidae.